AUGGCUGCCUCUACCGUUGGCGAAGCAGUCAUGAUCGCUGUGGCUAUGGCGGCUACGCAGUACCUCCCUUCGACAUCUCGAACACCUCCUACAGCAACAAGAAAUACCAACCAGCCGUCUGGUGACAUUUCUGAGGGACGAGACACCUCAGUGCCUCCCAUUGCCACUCACGCCACCGACUUAUCCUCGCAUUUCGAGGUCUCCGAGACAGAGUUAUCAACUGGAUGCCCAACCAACCAGCCGUCUGGUGACAUUUCUGAGGGGCGAGACGCCUCAGUGCCUCCCAUUGCCACUCACGCCACCGACUUAUCUUCGCAUUUUGAGGUCUUUGAGGCGGAAUUAUCAACCGACUGCCAGACCAACCUGCCGUCUGGUGACGUUUCUGGGGGACGAGACGCCUCAGUGCCUCCCAUUGCCACUCACGCCACCGACUUAUCCUCGCAUUUCGAGGGCUCCGAUCCUUCUGUUCCCACUUCGCCAUGGACUAGUCCUAUAUAUGAAAAAUCCUGCCUCACCUCGAAUUCCGAAAUAGUCGUUACAAACUGCCCACCACCACUCGCUCAAUCGAGUUAUCACUUAGAUCCUGCAUCGUCUUCGCCACAGACCGAUCUUGCAUUGGAUUAUGGGGCCGUUGGAAGUUGCCCAGAGCUUCACGGGACCCCGACAGAAUCUACCAUAGAUCCCGAACGCGACAUUCUUGUAUCAGCUUUAUCGCAGCUUUCCCUUCACCCUACCUUCCAGCCGCGGCCGCGGGCAUCGUGUAUAGAUCACGCAGACCCGUAUUGUGCUACCGGUUCGAGCGUUGGAGUCGCGCCCCAAUGUCGGUUGGCUGCUCAGGCUAUUGGGAUCGAACUAGAGAGUCUGAGUAAAAAGGUCCGGGUGGGGAAAACCCUCCUCGCAAACGUAAAGUCCACAUUCCACACUUAUCGGAAAAAAGUCCAACGGCAGAAACGGGCUAUGAGGCACGCUAAUCAAUGUAGACAUAACUUGGAAUCGAUGAAUCGCGAACUCAAGAGAGGACUAGAAGACACUCAGCAACAGCUCGGGAAUAUGAUCAAAUCACAAAAGGCUGUAAUCGAGGCCCAUCUCAGUACCCUCAAGUCCUCGCACAACGAGGAGCUCGCAAGAGCGAAAGAUGACGCCGAGAAAAAGGUUUGUCAAUGCCUCACAGUGGACAUUCUGCCUGACCUUUUUAUGCUCAAGCUCGUCAGCCUGCGAUGCCAGAUAGAAACAUUGAAGCAUGCGGCAUUGGACCAGUCCAUAGCUUUAGAGACGUGCAACCAGGAGCUUGUCCGGACCAAGGAUGACGCCAAGCAAGAGCCUGUGGUGCCAGAUAGAGACACUGAAACAUGGGGCAUUGGACAAGUCUGCAGCUUUAGAGAUAUGCAAUCGGGAGCUCAUCCGGACCAAGGAUGA
Messenger RNA from Pleurotus ostreatus (oyster mushroom), 1416 nucleotides. RefSeq lists its product as uncharacterized. The transcript is spliced from 9 exons. NCBI's taxonomy places the organism in Eukaryota, Fungi, Basidiomycota, Agaricomycetes, Agaricales, Pleurotaceae. Bases 1 to 1416 code for a protein of 471 amino acids. The record is from RefSeq and is a predicted model, not a curated record.